AUGAAUAUGAUGAUCGAUUCAAGUUCCAAAACUAAUAAUAAUAAUAAUAAUGAUGAUCAUUUUCAUCAUCAACAUGAUCAUCAUGAUUCUCCAUUUGCAUAUGUAACAAUUGUAACGAAUAAUCUGCAAGCAAUAAAUGCAAUUAUAAUGGCCAAUUCAUUAUAUUAUUAUAAUAAUCAUAAUUUAACUAUUUAUCAUGAUGAUGAUGAUAAUCAAGAUGGUAAUAGUAGAAUAUUCAAUAUUCGAAAACAUUAUCGUAUACCAUUGAUUGUAUUCAUCAACAACAAUUGUGAUCAUCAACAGGAACAUAUUGAUCAUAAAAUUCUUGUAUUGAUUAACAAAUUUUUCGAUCAGGUGAUUGAAUUAAAAUCAAAUGAUUUUGCAUUACUCAAUAAUGAAAGUCUUGGCAUACGGCAUUUGAAAGUAAAUCUAUGGAAAUAUUUAUCACAAAGAGGAUAUAGAAAAUGUAUCUAUUUAGAAUCAAACACAUUGAUUGUUGGUAAUAUUUCCAAUUUGUUUCACGAAUAUUCUGAAUUGGCCGCCAGUGUUGAUUGUUUUUUUCCCGAUUAUUUUAACUGUUCAGUGUUUGUAUUUGAACCGAAUGAACAAACAUAUCGACAGUUGAUUCAUUUUGGUUCCUCCUCUCACCGAUUUUUAUUACAAUCGAAUGCUGAUGAUGCGAGUAAAUUUGAAGAUGAUCCAUUGGAUGAAAUGACAUUAUUGAAUGAAUUUUUUCGUCCAAAAUGGAAUCGUUUAUCAUUCAUUUAUAAUUUUGUAAGAAAUGAUCUUAGCUAUACACAACAAUCGGCUUAUUUUAGAUUUGGUGAAAACAUUCGUGUGGUUAAUUUUGGUAAUUGCCGUAAUUAUCGUAUCAUAACAAACAAUCAUCAUCAACAUAAUCAUAAUAAUAAUCAUAACAAUGAAAAAAAUUUUUCAUUACAACCAUGGGACUAUAAAUUCGAUUUAAGUCGUGCAUCAUUGUUGAUCAAUAAUGAUGAUGAUGAUGAUUGCAAUAAUCCAUUCGAACAUAAUGCUAUCGAUGAUUAUGCUAAAUUUUAUCUAUUGAUUUUUGUACGAAGAGUUUGGCCUUUUAUAUCAAUGAAUCUAAUUCCAUUAAUGAUUGAAAUCCAAAACCAUGGUGAAAACCAACAUCAACGAAAUGGAUGGUCUGUUAUGGAUGUUGUAUUAUUGAUUGGUUCCCGAAUCGAUAAUGAUAAUCGAAUAUCGACAUUGUCAUCAUCAUUAUCACAGCCAUUAUUGUUAACACAUCACCGUCGUCUUAGUUGUAGUAAUUUCGAUCAAAAUCCAUUCACCUUACGCCGUAUAUCGACAUCAACAAUGAAUGAUAACAAUGAUCGAAUAUUUAAUGACAACAACAACAACAACAACAAUAAUAAUGAUACAGACAACAACGACAACGUUGUUAGGAUCAAUGUCAUUAGUAAUCAUGAAAAUCAAACGGAAAAAGAAUUUGAAUCAUCGAAUGUUCAAGAAUUUUUCAGUGAUGGUGGUGUGACUAUGACGAUCGACAACAACAAUGGUGGUGAUGAUGGAAAGGGAUAUGUUUUGAAUUUUAAUGAUAAACAUAAUACCGAAUUACAAUCUAAUCCGAUCGACACACGCCAAAUGAAUGAUGAGGAUGAGAAAAUUAUUACUGUUACCCAGAAACAAAUUGAUAACAAAAACAAAGAUGAUUGGGAACGUGGCCAAAUCGAUUGGAUGCAUCAACAUCAAUCGGACAAGAUUAUUGAUCGUCUUUUAACUAAAUUCUGAUACUAUUUAGCUUUAUCUGGAUUGGCAAAGAAAAACAAAAACAGAAACCACAAAAAAAACAUUAUUAUCUUUAUCAAAGAAAAAUG
Dermatophagoides farinae (American house dust mite) is the source of this 1859-nucleotide messenger RNA. RefSeq lists its product as uncharacterized. The record is from RefSeq and is a predicted model, not a curated record. NCBI's taxonomy places the organism in Eukaryota, Metazoa, Arthropoda, Arachnida, Sarcoptiformes, Pyroglyphidae.